Molecule: messenger RNA, 3330 nt
Organism: Colletotrichum acutatum
Lineage: Eukaryota; Fungi; Ascomycota; Sordariomycetes; Glomerellales; Glomerellaceae
Exons: 2
Coding region: 1-3330 (1109 amino acids)
Source: RefSeq, a predicted model, not a curated record
AUGGCCCUCAAGCCUCUUCUUUGGACACUCUCACUCAUAUUACCGGCCUCCCUCACUACGGCGACAUCGUUCAACCUGUCGAGCGAGAUUACGAGAUUUGUACCGACGUGUGCCCGCGAAUGCUUUCGUUCUCAUUUGACUGCCAACUACGACCUCACCACCUGCGGCAGUGCUCCCACUCUGCAAUGUCUGUGUGCCAAUGUUGGCUUCUCAGGCCUCACUCUAGGGGAGGGUGCUGUGCAGUGUAUCGUCGCAGAGAAGGGCAUUGGUUUCUGUCACGAAAGUGAUGCACCGCAGACCGUGAUCGACGCAGCAUACCUGAUGUGCUCGAACCAACCGGGAGCUGUUCAGCCCACACACACAGCCAUCAUUGCGACGUUAAUCAUUCCUUCCUCUGGGGGUAUCAUCCUCGUUCCCCCAAGGACAACCACAAGGUCUACCCUACCAACGUCGACGAGCCAUCUCACGACUUCGAUUCCGACGACUCUCAUCUCGGCAACAGGCACACCGUCCAUCCCAAAUACGUCUACAACGUUGACUACCUCGACUGUAUCUCAAGCUUCUACUACGGAUAGCAUUGUUACGCCGCCACCUUUGCCACCAUCAUCCACAGCGACAACUUCCGCAUCCGCAACGGCAAUCCCAGGAGCUGAGGGUGCUGACGCUGGCGCAUCCAAGAGCUUGGGCACCGCCCAAGUGGCAGGUCUCGCAGUCGGUAUUGCAGCUGCUCUCGGGAUCGCCGUUCUCGCCAUAUGUUUCGCCCGCCGCAAGCGCAGAAAGGACUAUCCGGAUGAAAAGACGGGCUUCUUUCCCGUGCGAGAGAAGGACUCUUGGGAGUUCCACCCACAAGAGGGCCCCGCCAACAUCUUCCACAUUUCUCCGCCUGUCCACCAUGCGCAAUCCCCUUCUCCGUCACCGCUACGCCAGCCCCCGGCGGCACGUACCCGGACCAGCGGUCGCAUGAGCUGGUGGCCCGGCGCGAUCGGCCUUGCCGUCUCCCGGCCUGAGAGCACAUCAGCUGUCUACCGUCCGUCACCUCUGGCGCAGAACCGCCCAACGUCACGUCUCCUCCCAGCCAAGCCUUCUCUUUCGUCACCAAAGCCGGUACUCUCCCUCAAGAUCCCCGAGAUAGACCUCACACCGUCGUCACUCCCUCGGGCGGACCAAAGCGGAUCUGCGCCGACAAACUCCCAAAUUUUCAAGACGGCCAAGCUCACAGCGCCUCCAAAGAGUCACUACAAUGCCCGCGAGAGCACAAUGACGGAAUUUGAAGAGGACGGCGCCAUCACCUCGGCCCGUUCGGCUCGCUCAAACAACAUCUGGAGACCGCCCUCGGCAACAGUGGGCAGCAACAACAACGUUCCCAAGUCUGCCACAUACUACGUAGCCGACAAGAACGGCAACUGGGUCCUAGGGGACCCCAAGAGCGCUACGCACAUGGCACAGAUCGCCGAGCUCGAUGCCUCGGGCGCAAGCCAGGGAGGUGGCGCCAAAGCGAAGCCCUCCUACGCCGAGUCUGCCAUGCUCGCUGCCACGGCCACCACCGCGGGCAUGGGCCACGGAGCCGGAAGCCCCGUUGCCCCCUCCGGUCCCCGGAUGAUGCCACCACCCCCGGUUCUUCUUCCGCCAGCCGAGAUUGCUAGAAAUGGUGCCCUUGCGGCUCCGCCCGCAGCUCAUCAAUCCCGAACCUCGAGCGUCUACUCGCCCGCCACCACGAGACCCAAUACGGUGAUCCAGAACAGCGCUGUCCCCCCGUCUGCAGGAGCUCCUCAUCCGGUGCCGAGCAUGUCAUUCUCUCAUCCUGAGCCCCCACGCCGCCGGAGCAACUCCCUCGGCCGCCGCAGCUCGUCGAAGUCGAAAUCCACCGGUUCCGGCACUGCUCCUUUCCCUCCUCCUGCUGCAUCGGUCUCAACGGGCGCCGGACACCCACCACAUCGAUCCGACAGCCACGACUCCCACGCAUCAGCCACGACGAUCGCGUCUUCCGUCGCGAGCGAAGCCGAGCCCGUGGUUGAGCAGAGCGGUCUCUCUCCUGUCGUGGAGUCACCUGCCUCAAGGGGAUCUCCAAAUGUCGGACACUCACCUGUCUCUUACCCCGUCAUCCCCGGCCGCACCAGCUCCAAGCCCGGCUACAAUAACCUCCGCCUUCUGGCUCCUCCCGCCCGACCUUUUGCUGCAUUCCCCGCCGGACAGCCCAGCCCCACGCUCGGGAUGAUGCAGCAGCAGCAGCAGCAGCAGCAGCAACAGGCCCGAAACGGACCAUACAUGGCCAGCCACGACGUACCCCGUAAACCCGUCGGCCCUCGGCCCCGCCCAGCCGGUCCCGUCACCGAUCCGAGCAGAAUCGCCACCGGAUCGCCUUCGCUCCGCCUCGUGACCCCUUCUCCUCCCCGCUCCUCCUCCGACAACAACAGGAACGAUGUUCAAGGCCUCCAGCAGGAACCCCACUGGGAGCCCGCGCAAACUCAGAGACCACCGCAGAUGAAACCUCUCUACCCGCCGCCUCUGAACCCCAGACGGCCCAGGCUCGAGCGCAACGACGACAUCCACCCGCAACCGCAAGCCGCGCAAGUCCAGCAGGCGCCUCUGAACCAGGAGCCUCAGUCAUCUUCGGUUCACAUGGCACUUUGGGGGAACCUCCCUCCUCGUACCCAGCAACAGCAGCAGCAGAAGCCAGCUCCCUACUCUGGUCUUCCAUCACAGCAACAGCAGCCUCAAUCCCAGCAGAGACAACAGCAGCAGCCCCAGGAACAGCUAAACCAACAAUCCUUCCAACAACGCCAACGCCGUCUCUCACAGCAACAGUCAAACCGCCAAUCCAUCCAGCAACCCCUCCCCCCCAAAUCCCCGCCCCCAAAACAGCCCCUCCCGGAAAGACCAUCCUCCGCCUCCCCAUCACCACACCACAUCGCAACGCAAGCCAUCCGACCAACCUCGACAAUCCUACAACCACCACCACCACCACCGCCAACAAUCCGCCCCCCUUCCGCCUCAACGACCGCCUCCCCUACCGUCGCAACCCCCUCAACAACAUCCUCCCUCCUCUCCAAGCGCCUCGGCUCCGAACGCGCCGCUGCCCUAGCCCUCCCCAACGCCGGCCUCCGCCACAGUCCCAACUGGAGACCCGUUCGCCCAGGAGGUAACGGAGACGGAACGGAUAUGCUCCUUUCCCCCGACGCCGCUCUCUUCCCUACGCCUCCCGGAUUCCCAUCCCGGACUGGUGGUGGUGGCGGCGCCGGGCGCGGUGGCCACUUACCCGCUACGCCGACUUGGCAGCCGAGGCUGACGCCUACUCGACGGGGCGAUGACUUGUUUUUGAAUGUGCAGUGA